Molecule: messenger RNA, 2078 nt
Organism: Amphiprion ocellaris (clown anemonefish)
Lineage: Eukaryota; Metazoa; Chordata; Actinopteri; Pomacentridae
Exons: 1
Source: RefSeq, a predicted model, not a curated record
UGGAGCUGCUUCCAUUGGAAGAGUUUCCUCUUUCCUGUGCAGCACGACUCUGCUCCCAGUGCUCCUAGUGCUCCCAGUGCUCCCAGUGUUCCCAGUGCUCCCAGUGUUCCCAGUGCUCCCAGUGCUCCCAGUGUUCCCAGUGUUCCCAGUGUUCCCAGCGCUCCCAGCGUUCCUAGUGCUCCCAGUGUUCCCAGUGCUCCUAGUGCUCCCAGUGCUCCUAGUGCUCCUAGUGCUCCCAGUGUUCCCAGUGUUCCCAGUGUUCCCAGUGCUCCUAGUGCUCCCAGUGUUCCCAGUGCUCCUAGUGCUCCCAGUGCUCCUAGUGCUCCUAGUGCUCCCAGUGUUCCCAGUGCUCCCAGUGCUCCCAGUGUUCCCAGUGCUCCCAGUGUUCCCAGUGUUCCCAGCGCUCCCAGCGUUCCCAGCGCUCCCAGCGCUCCCAGUGUUCCCAGUGUUCCCAGUGUUCCCAGUGCUCCCAGUGUUCCCAGUGCUCCCAGUGCUCCCAGUGUUCCCAGUGUUCCCAGUGCUCCCAGUGCUCCCAGUGUUCCCAGUGCUCCCAGUGCUCCCAGUGCUCCCAGUGUUCCCAGUGUUCCCAGUGUUCCCAGCGCUCCCAGCGUUCCCAGCGCUCCCAGCGCUCCCAGUGUUCCCAGUGUUCCCAGCGCUCCCAGCGCUCUCAGCGCUCCCAGCGUUCCCAGUGCUCCCAGCGCUCCCAGCGUUCCCAGCGCUCCCAGCGCUCCCAGUGUUCCCAGUGCUCCCAGUUCUCCCAGUGUUCCCAGUGUUCCCAGUGUUCCCAGUGUUCCCAGCGCUCCCAGCGUUCCCAGCGCUCCCAGCGUUCCCAGCGCUCCCAGCGUUCCCAGCGUUCCCAGCGCUCCCAGUGUUCCCAGUGCUCCCAGUGUUCCCAGUGCUCCCAGUGUUCCCAGUGUUCCCAGUGCUCCCAGUGUUCCCAGUGUUCCCAGUGCUCCCAGUGCUCCCAGUGUUCCCAGUGCUCCCAAGUGUUCCCAGUGUUCCCAGUGUUCCCAGUGUUCCCAGUGUUCCCAGUGCUCCCAGUGCUCCCAGUGUUCCCAGUGUUCCCAGUGUUCCCAGUGCUCCCAGUGUUCCCAGUGCUCCUAGUGUUCCCAGUGCUCCCAGUGUUCCCAGUGCUCCCAGUGUUCCCAGUGCUCCCAGUGUUCCCAGUGCUCCCAGUGUUCCCAGUGUUCCCAGUGCUCCCAGUGAUCCCAGUGCUCCCAGUGCUCUCUUUUUGGUCAAUUUGUGUUUGUACGUGGUUAUUUUUUAACUUUUUGUGGUCAUUUUUGUCUCUUGGAGGUCAGGUUGUGUCUUUUCUUGGUCUUCUUGUGUCUUUCUGGUCAUUUUGCAGUUUUUUUUUCUAGUCAUAUUUUGGUCGUUUUUGUCUCAUGGUGGUGAUUUUAUGUCUCUUUGUGGACAUUUUGCAGUUGUGUGAUACUUUUGGAGCUGUUUUUGGUCCUUUUGUGUCUCUUUGUGGUCAUUUGAGUCCAUUUCUGGUCAUUUUACAAUUGUUGUGAUCAUUUUGUGUGUCUCUGUGGUAUUUUUUUUCUCUUUUUGGCCAUUUUGUGCUCCUUUGUCAUUAUUUUGUGUCUCCUUGUGGUCAUUUGAGUCUAUUUGUGGUCACGUUACAAUUUUUUUGUGGUCAUUUUGUAGUCAUUUGUCUCUUUGUGAUGAUUUUUUACCUCUUUAUGGUCAUUUUGUAUCUAUUUGUGGUCCUUUUGUAUUUCUACAUGGUUAUUUUUUAACUUUUUGUGGUCAUUUUUUCAGUUUUUUGUCAUCAUAUUGUGCUAUUUGUAGUCAUUUUUGUCUCUUGGCAGUCAGUUCAUGUCUUUUCUUGGUCUUUUAGUGUCUUUUUGUGAACAUUUUUGCAGUUUUGUGGUCUUUUUGGAGCUGUUUCUGAUCCUUUUGUGUCUCUUUGUGGUCAGUUUUAUCUCUUGGUGUUGAAUUUGUGUCUCCUUUUGGUUAUUUUAUUUCUCUUUGUGUUCAUUUUGCAGUUUUGUGUGAUCAUUUCUAUAUAUACGUUGUGUGUAAUUAUUAAAUUGCAGAAUUGCAGAAUUUACAAUAAAAAACUGGAAAAAACA